Linum trigynum is the source of this 1053-nucleotide messenger RNA. NCBI's taxonomy places the organism in Eukaryota, Viridiplantae, Streptophyta, Magnoliopsida, Malpighiales, Linaceae. The record is from the annotation of a GenBank genome assembly.
AUGCUUGCUAAUUGGUUGUGGAGAUUCGCGGUUGAAAGAAGUAGCUGGUGGAGGAUUUUGAUCGAGAUUAAAUACCCAAACCCCCGUUCGAUUUGGCAGACUGAUCGGGCUCGUAUGGGUUUCUCCCAUUCUGUGUGGGCAAAUAUAUCGAAGGCCUAUGACUUUUUCUGGAAGUUUGCAUCCAUGGAUCCGGGAAACGGCACCUCUAUCUCCUUCUGGUACGAUGUAUGGGUUCCAGGGAUGGUGUUGGCUUCAGCCUUUCCUCGUGUCGCCGCUGCUGCUGUUGACCCCAAUGCUAGCCUCUCCGACGUGGCCUCGUUCGAUGAUGGGACGGUGAGAUGGUCUAUUACCCUUAAAUAUUCGUUGAGAGGGGGGGCUGAGAGGGAGAGAGUUCAAUUGUUAAAUUUUCUGCAAAAUUGUGAGGGUUUUAAGCUUAAUUCUAGUCCGUGUAGGAUUAUUUGGAAUCCUGAUUACAAUUGCAAGUUUUCUGUGAGAUCUUGUUACAAGCAGGUGUCUAAAGAUUUUUUGGUCAGCGUCCAAGACUUCCCCGCCAAGCAGAUUUGGAGGCCUGUGAUUCCCUUGAAAGUGUGUUUCUUUAUGUGGCUGGCUUGUCACAACAGGAUCCUAACUAUGGACAACUUAAUGAAGCGGGGGUGGUCGUUGGCGAGUAGAUGUAUCCUCUGCUGUCGAGAGAAUGAAUCGGCGAUGCACGUUUUGAUGGAGUGUGACUUCACUAAAGAUGUUUGGAGUUUCCUCAAUAGGAAUAGAGCGGAGCUGGGAUUCAGAGGGAGCGAUUCAAGCUCGGUGAUCAAAAGUGUUACAUUGUCCGAGCCUGUGAACGUCGAUGGAUGGUUUGCGAGCUGCAUCCUACACGCUGUAUGGUGGGGUGUUUGGAUUGAGAGGAACCAACGGAUAUUUGAAGAGAAGGCGUCAUGUGCUUCUGUGGUGGCUAAGAAAGCAGCAAGGCAUUCUAUGGAAUGGCUGGUGGCGCACGGAAAAGUGGAGAAAUCGCAGGGAGAGGGCUGGUUGAAAGAUGCUAUGCUUGCCAUUUAA